This is a messenger RNA of Acanthaster planci (crown-of-thorns starfish), 2781 nucleotides long. It is a transcript of the gene pdss1, whose product is annotated as decaprenyl diphosphate synthase subunit 1. Gene Ontology annotation, molecular function: prenyltransferase activity. Gene Ontology annotation, cellular component: mitochondrion; transferase complex. Gene Ontology annotation, biological process: ubiquinone biosynthetic process; isoprenoid biosynthetic process. The record is from RefSeq and is a predicted model, not a curated record. NCBI's taxonomy places the organism in Eukaryota, Metazoa, Echinodermata, Asteroidea, Valvatida, Acanthasteridae.
AAUCGAACAACAGAGGGCGCAAAAAUCUUGCCGCAUCCACAGCUACAGACUGUCAGAAGGCCGUAUCAGCAAGGUUUUUGCUUCCAUAACGUACACGUGUUAAAUCCAGCCGCAGCCCUGACUUGCAGACACGAUAGUUGCAUCGCAUUUUGAAAUGAAUCAACAUGGCGACAUCCUUGGGGUUGCGAAACGUGGGGCUGUUGCGGCCGAUUGUACCUCGCUUGCCUCGAAGCUUGCGGCCCCGUCUGAACAGCACCACCUGGUUAUUAGUAUCAGAGAAAAGUAACACAACAUGUUGCGGUUGUGGAUUACCCCCAGUGGUGGCGUCAUUAGCUACAUGCACCAAAAGAUUACUCAGGGAUGUCAGGCAUUUCAGUUCACAUUUUUCUACCAAUUCAAACGUGUUUCCUAAGGAAAUCUGUAGUCCCGAGAAGCUGACUCAGGAUGAUCUUGCUUCUCUGCAUGGAAAUAUACGUAAGGAGUUGAUCUCUAAUCGGAGGUCUCUGCAAGACGUAGCCCAGUACUAUUUUGAUGGUAAGGGUAAAGCCUUCCGUCCAAUGAUAGUUCUUCUAACGGCCAGUGCCUGCAAUGCCCACACACACGGAGCCAACAGUAAACUUUUAGAAACGCAGCGUCAGAUCGCCAUGAUCGCUGAGAUGAUCCACACGGCCAGCCUGAUGCACGACGAUGUGAUAGACAAUGCAGAUACAAGAAGGAAUAAGAUGGCCAUCAAUGAGAUGUGGGGUCAGAAGAAGGCUAUCCUUGCAGGUGACUUUGUCCUGUCUGUGUCAUCUCAGGUGUUAGCAAGGAUUGGUAACGAUGAAGUGGUGUUAAUUCUGUCCCAAGUUUUAGACGACCUUGUAAGAGGAGAGUUUAUGCAACUGGGAUCGAAGGAAGAUGAGAAUGAGCGUUUUUCCCACUACCUCAAGAAAACCUUCAUGAAGACUGCCAGCCUAAUGGCACAUAGCUGUCAAGCAGUGGCUGUUCUGGGUCAAUGUCAUGAGGAUGUCUCCAAAAUAGCCUAUGAGUACGGCCGUAACAUAGGCAUGGCCUUCCAGCUCAUUGACGAUGUCUUGGACUUUGUGUCCAGUGACGCUGAAAUGGGGAAACCGACAUCGGCAGACUUGAAGCUUGGGCUUGCGACGGGGCCGGUGUUGUUUGCAGCUGAGAAGUUUCCAGAAUUGGAAGCCAUGAUCAUGCGUCGGUUCAGUGAGCCUGGUGAUGUGGAAAGAGCCAAAGAAGCCGUUGCCAAGACGGACGGAAUAGAGCAGACACGUUACAUCGCUAACCAGCACAGUCAGGAAGCCAAGAGGCAGAUAAGCCGAUUGACGCCAAGUCCAGCAAGACAGGCCCUCAUAGAGCUUUCGCAACGGGUUGUGACCAGAUUAAAAUAGCCCCUACUGACUGCUUAUGUUUCUCAAAGUUUUAGUGGCAUUGUAAGAGUUUAGGGAUAUUUUCAUGAGUUUUUCGUUUGCACUGGAAAAAGCGUACACCCGUUUUUCCAGUGCUUAGAUUUGAGGACUAGAGGAGAAGGAUUUUUUAUUUAUUAGUAGCUUGAGAGCUCCUUUUUGUCUUUCCUCCCCCUGUUCACUUCAGCUUUCAUUUGUUUCAAAGAAGUAAAACUAGCACAGGCAAGGGGAUCAAAGAAAGGAACAUCCAAGCCACUUAUAAUUUAUCCUCCUUUACCACUAACCGUCAGCUCAAUAGGUGUCAAACCUGUGUUGACAUUCGUUCUUUGAAUUGAAAACUCAGAAACGAUAUGUUUAUUUUGUUGUCAUAUUGCAAAACUAAUAAAAGAACUAUACAAUUCUCUUCUCAGGUUGUGCAGAUAAGGCUGUUUGCAGGGUUAUGAAAACCACUUUUUUAUAUUCUGUCUUGGACAUCGUCAUUUCAUCCAUGUAGAAUGGCCACAUCCUCAAAAGUUACUGUUUAUCUUGUGUGCAGUGUGUUGCAAAAAAACCUCCCCAUAAUAUACUGCUUUGUGCUUGUUUUGGUGACAGAACUCUGCAAUCCAUUGAUCUCAAGUUCCAGAGAGGGAACGUCAAAAAAAUUAAAAUUUUGCAUCCCAGUCCUUCCAACUUCAGACCCAGUUGGGUUUUUUCUUCUGUAUCAUAUAGUCGACCAGUGUUAUCUCAAGACACGUCUUUGUGUAGCAAUAUCCCAACACUAGACCACAGCUACGAAUUGCAUUUGGUUCCACAGAAGCAGGUGUGUUUUUAAUUCUUGUGAAACUUUGCUACAAACUCUAAACAAAUGAUGGAAAUCAGUUCAAGUUUGCUCGGUUCUCUUCUCCAACAUAUAACUUUUGUGUCUUCAAACAGUGGAACCACAGAUGGUCAAAAAUUUGAAAAGGGAUGACAGCCAUCUUUAGAAUAAAUGUUUUACUAAAUAAAAAUCUGACCCAUUUUUCCCCCAACAAACUCUGGGGGAGUGUAGGAGUGUUUGGUUUUUGUUUCGUUUUGUUUCAUUUUUCCAACCUUCCAGUCCACUCGUAGUAUCCUUGGCUUUGUCUCAUACUGUGCCUUCCCCUGGUGUAAAAAAACCGUGCCCCAAAAUUACUGCAGUCUGAGUACUAUAGACCUUUUUCACCCACCUGACUAAAUAUAAGCAAUACCACCACGUUUGGACCGCCUUGGCCAUGGUUAUCGCAUUAUAUUCCUACGGGCAGCUUCAACCACGUGCAAGAGCACGUGCGAAUGCUGAUUGCUUGACUAGUUUAUCUUGAAUAGUUAGAUUAUAAUUACCACUAAUGGGUCAUUAGGGAGGCACUCCCAUAAGAAC